This is a messenger RNA of Pseudo-nitzschia multistriata, 3976 nucleotides long. NCBI's taxonomy places the organism in Eukaryota, Bacillariophyta, Bacillariophyceae, Bacillariales, Bacillariaceae. The record is from the annotation of a GenBank genome assembly.
GAAGCCCUCGUCUAGUGGAGACAAAGGACAACAGACAGUAGUUGCCAACUCAAAAAGGUGUUUAGUUAAUAAUUUGAACUUCUGUGUUUGGGAGGAACGGACGACCGGAUUUACGCCAUCGCAUCAACAAAAUGCCUGUCCGAAGACCUAGACCAUCAAAGAGUGUGGAAGACGAAAGGGCGCCGAAAAAGGUUGCACUGGAACCCAAUGCAGUCUUCGACAAAUCAGAUAAACAUGGGGCAAUCGACCUUCACGAUCUCUACAAGCGUUGUGUUUUGGAAAGCGACAAGAUCCGACGACUGAAAAAUAUCCAGCGACACGAGGAACAGGGGGCAUUAGAAGAUAUUAUUUGGCCAUUCCUCAAGCAAAAUUUCGAUUCGAAGGAUUAUUUUCAUGCCUGCCAUCUCUUGGUUCUCUUCGUGUCUCAUCAUUUCGCUGAGGGUGCAUAUGCUAACGAGUCCUUCUUCUUCGAAAGCGUCAGCCACAGCAACGAUGAUCUUGCAGCAAUCGAAAAAUUUCUCAGUACAAUCUUGUACAAGACGGAGCAAUCAGAUUUUGACCUGCAAACACAAAUUGUUCACUUUUUGGAUGUUGCGUUGUGUCGCAGUGGGAACCGAGACGAUGAAUUGUUUCAGGGUAUUCUCUUGCAUGUAUCUGGUAUUCAUCUGUGGCAUUGGAUGCCAGACCGUCAACGAGAACUAGAACUUAAAAAAAGCGCAGGACUCAGGCGGAAAUUCGCCGGCUCCACAAAGGGCGACAACAAGAUAUGGAUUGUAAAUAACCUGAGGACAAUCUUGAACCUUCUCGAGGGGAACUCAAAAUUCGGAGCUCUUGUCAAAUUCAAAGCCGACGAGACGAUUGAUCUGCCAGAGGACUCUGUUGACAUACCUCCAGGAGUUUGGCUCUUCCUUCACCGUUCUUUAGAACUUUUGAUUGAUCUACUAUCGAUGGCAUCCUCCCGAUUCUUCCUAGUGGCCUAUCUAAAUUCGAUUGAUUUCAGUGUGCGGUGUCGCCUUGCUGUUGGAAACGAAUUCGCUGUUCCUGAAAACUUGCGCCUUGUCCAAUACCUCUUGACAAAAAUAAAUAGUCUUCUGGCGUUUCCAAUUCAAGACUCGAAUCACAGGAGUCUUUCGAAGAUCGACGUUUUAUCGAUGCAUCAUGCCCGAGCUACCACUCUACAAAAAAUGGCACACAGGCACUACCCUCAAGAGCUACAACAAGUUAUAUAUGCAGGUGUAGGAUUGUUGUGCGGUCAAGGCUCGAUCAAUGUUUCAUAUUUAGAGCGUUUUUUUGUUGGAUUUUCGGACAAAAACUUGGCGCACCUACUCUACCGUAUGCGAUUGAUUCCAGAGUCGGACGAAAGUCAGAGUAGAGAAACCAUGCUGCAAAUUUUGUCAUAUUAUCUAUCGAUACCACCCUACCCUACGGAUCAACUAAAACUUUAUCCCUUAUAUCCAACGGAGGAGGUGUUAUGGGAUCUCAGCAUCAUCCCAGCCUCGAGCAGUCAACUUCGUCCGACACAGGUCCUCGCAUUGCCAAAGUUGAAUGCACAAUACCUAUCAUUUCAAGACUAUCUUAUCCGCAACUUUGAACUUGUUCGCCUCGAGAGUGCCUAUGAUAUUCGCUCCGACUUGGUGGAUGCAAUCAGGCGGGUCCGUCCUGUAUUGCGUCAAUCUAGUUUGGAGGAAGACGAAACUAUCACUCUCAAGACAGAAUUCAAUGGAUGGAGUCGAAUGGCCUUGGAACUUGUUGAACCAAUGAAUAUUAUUGAAGUUAGACCGCCAAAGUUGGGAGAAACAACAAGUGCACAAGUGACUGCGGAAUUCACGGUAGACUUGGAGCGAUGCGGAGCGAGUAUUAGAGGAGAAUGGGAAGAGUUGGGAGAGUUUGAUAAUCUAUUUUUGGUUACUCUUGACGCUUCCAAGAUGAACGGUGCCCAAGCACCUUUAAUGAAAGAUUAUCACCUACAGCAUGGAGCUCACAAAAUGUGGGACACCGAUAAAGAGAAAAGAGUUCCAGAUGAAGAAGACGGAAGCUUUCCGAAGAGAUUUGGAGUAGUUGUCAUUCGGGGAUGUAUGGUGAUGCAGGUAAGAGAUGAGCACGGGACUAUACUGAGUGACCCAGGGGUAUCUAUUCCAGACAAACAAAAAGGAUCGACGAAGAAGAUAUUCCGUGUGGCCAUGGACACUUGUCAGUAUUCAUCAGACUCUAAACUCGGAGGGGCCAGUGAUUUGUACAAGAGUUUCAAUCUAGUCGUUCGGAGGCAUGGCCGGGAAAACAACUUUAAGUCAAUUCUUGAAACAAUUCGUGGUUUGACCGAAGGGGCUGGAUCCAUUUCACGCGUUCUUCCGAAAUGGCUUCAAUCAAUAUUACUUGGAGCGGGAGAUCCAAAAUCUGCUUCAUACAAUUCCGACAAUAUGAAAUCUUACGCAUUGCAUACUGUUGGCGUAAACAAGCCAACAGACUACUUAGAUUUUGGCGACACCUUUUUGGACCAAAAGCAUCUUCGUGCCUCGUUUCCCGAACAAAAAAUCAAAUUAGAUGGGAAUGAAUUGACUGGUGAUGGCGAUUCAAUCGACGGAAGACCGCGCUCGAACUUCAAGAUUCGUUUCUCUCAGGAUUUAGAGAACGGUAGCGAGAAACAAUUGGUUGAGGCUGUUUCACUACCAUUCCCAAAAGAUAUAUCAGGGAAUCCGGUACCAUUUACUCCCGCGCAAGUGGAAGCGGUGAGAUCUGGUCUCUCACCAGGAUUAACGCUUGUAGUAGGGCCACCCGGAACGGGAAAAACAGAUGUAGCGGUUCAGAUUAUAGCAUCCCUUUAUCAUUCCUUUCCAACGCAGAGAACUGUUAUCAUUACACACUCGAAUGCUGCGUUAAAUGAUAUUUUCACGAAAGUGAUGGCGCGUGGCGAUAUCGACGAACGUUAUCUUGUCCGUCUUGGUGCGGGGGAACGUGAUCUAGAUACCAAUUCUGAUCACGACUUCACAAAAAUUGGACGGGUCGCUUACUCCAUUCAACGACGUGGGAAACUGUUGGAGAAAGUCCAAUGCCUGUCCGAGUCAUUAGGAAUUAGCGGUAAGGCUCAACGCGGAGCAGACGGUUCGUCUUCUUACACAUGCGAAAGUGCAGAUUACUUUAGAAAACUACACAUCGAACGAAAGAAGCUGGACUUUGAAUCGAAUGCAAGAAAAGCAGGCCUGUCAUCAGAUGGGGAUGAUGUUACCGAAAUAUUCCCUUUUACAAGUUACUUUCAAACCAAAGGAGUGACACUCACGCAAGCAAGGGAGCACUUUGGAGCAAUCGAUGGAAUUUUUUCCGAAUUAGCUGAGUACCGACCAUUUGAAAUGCUUCGCUCCCAACGACAAAGAUCAGAUUAUCUUAUUAAUAAACAAGCUCGAGUUGUCGCCAUGACAUGCACGCAUGCUGCCCUCGCAAGAUCCAACCUGAUCAAACUGGGCUUUGAAUAUGAUAACAUUGUUAUGGAAGAGUCUGGACAAAUGCUAGAAAUUGAAACGUUCAUACCAAUGCUUUUACAGAAAGGAAGUUCUGAUGAAUCCGUGUCAGGGAGGUCCCGGUUGAAGAGAGUAUGUAUGUUGGGGGAUCAUAAUCAGCUACCACCAGUCGUAAAGAAUGCGUCAUUUUCGAAGUACAGUAACUUGGACCAGAGUAUGUUCACCCGCUUAAUCAAACUUGGCGUUCCCUACAUUCAACUUGAUAAGCAAGGGCGAGCGAGACCUGAACUUAAGAAUCUCUAUGGGUAAGUUUCCGAUGCCUAUUUUUUGGCAAAACAUCGAAACCAACACCAAAUUCUGACUUUUUUCGAACCCUUUUGAUUUAUCUUUAAUUUUCUCCAUGAUAAAUAGCUGGCGAUACAAUGAUUUGGGCAAUCUAAGCCAUGUCGUGGAGUCAAGUGAAUUUCAACGCGCCAACCCCGGGUUUUUGCAUACCUUCCAGGCCAUAAACGUCGAAGAUUUUC